Molecule: messenger RNA, 366 nt
Organism: Geodia barretti
Lineage: Eukaryota; Metazoa; Porifera; Demospongiae; Tetractinellida; Geodiidae
Source: the annotation of a GenBank genome assembly
CUGGUCGAGAACGAGCCGGGGGUUCUGGCGCGGGUCAUCGGCCUCUUCUCCGGGCGCGGCUACAAUAUCGAGAGCCUGACCGUCGCCGAGGUCGAGCGCGGCAAGCGACUCUCCCGCAUCAAUCUGGUGACCUUGGGCUCGCCCAUGGUCAUCGAGCAGAUCAAGGCGCAGCUCGAUCGCCUGGUGCCGAUCCACAAGGUCUCCGACCUGGGUAGCGAAGGCCCCUACAUCGAGCGCGAGCUCGCGCUCAUCAAAGUCGUCGCCACCGGCGAGAAGCGGGUCGAAUCGCUGCGAAUCGCGGAUAUCUUUCCGCGCCCAUGUGGUCGACAGCGAGAUCGAUUCGUUCAUAUUCGAAUUGACCGGUAA